AUGCAGUUCUCUACUUACUACGCCACCCUCGCCAUUUUGGCUGGUCUGUCCGCGCAGGUCGCGGCUAUGCCCAUCUCCAGCACCGGCGCCGAGCUUCAAGCCCGCAGCUGCGAGACGAACCCCUAUGGCUGCGGCCUGAACCCAAAGUCGAACCCGGAUGCACCGGACAAGAGGGAUCUGGAAUCAAAAUCCGAGCUUGACGCUCGCAGUUGCGAAACCAACCCCGCAGCAUGUGGUAUCAAUGGCUUUGUCGAUAACGGCCACGUCGUCACGACAGGACCCAUCCGAGGCAAGGCCAAGAGAGAGGAGGAAGAGGAAGAGGGCGAGGAUGCGGCGGAAGUCGACGCGGCGGAACUCGAUGCUCGUAGCUGCGAAACCAACCCCGCCGCAUGUGGUAUCAACGGUUUUGUGGAAAACGGCCACGUCGUUACCACAGGACCCAUUAGAGGCAAGGUCAAGAGGGCAGAGGAAGAGGAAGAGGACGAGGAUGCCGCGGAGCUCGAUGCUCGCAGUUGCGAAACGAAUCCCGCCGCAUGUGGUAUCAAUGGCUUUGUCGAUAACGGCCACGUCGUCACAACAGGGCCCAUCCGAGGCAAGGCUAAGAGAGAGGAGGAAGAGGACGAGGAAGAGGAUGCCGCGGAGCUCGAUGCUCGCAGCUGCGAAACCAACCCUGCAGCAUGUGGUAACAAUGGUUUUGUGCAGGACGGCCACGUUGUCGUGACUGGAAGGAUUCACGGAUAA
This is a messenger RNA of Pyricularia oryzae 70-15, 741 nucleotides long. RefSeq lists its product as uncharacterized. The transcript has a single exon. NCBI's taxonomy places the organism in Eukaryota, Fungi, Ascomycota, Sordariomycetes, Magnaporthales, Pyriculariaceae. Bases 1 to 741 code for a protein of 246 amino acids. The record is from RefSeq and is a predicted model, not a curated record.